UGCAAUUAAAUUGUUAUAUUUUUCUGAGUGCAGAGUAAUUUUCGUUUGUUUGUUUCCGUUUGCUGCAAACAGUGUGCAAUAAUAAAGUUAAAUAAAUCAAUCAAUAAAUAAAUUAGUAUACUUAAGAUUUUUGAUUUAACUGUAUCCAUAAAAACAAAAUAAGCAAAUUCCGUUUAAAAAAAUAAACCAAACACGAAACAUUCUUCCGCUUAGUUCUUUUUUAAUUUUGCCUUAGUCCAAUAUGACCUGUCACAGAAUAAGAAGAAGUUGAAAAAUUACUUAAACCCAUUGCCAUUCCAAUUCGAAUCCGACCGAAAAAAUGUGUGUUUCUGCUUUGUUAGCGCGUUAAUUGCAAAACUAUUUCUAUGCAAUUCACGUCCAACAUCCAAAUGAUAAAGAAAAGAAAAACUCCAUAUCCGCGCAUAGUUAAAAAAUGAGCUCGUCCCGCGGUGCAUUGUUUCGAGAAAUUCAUAAAAAUAGUUGGCUCAAACGUCUAACAACUGAUGGUAAAAAAAUUACAAUUGGUCCCAAGAAAUCUGACAGGAGCUGGGUGGUGUUUUGUGUCCACGACGAUACAGAGGCUCUGUUAGAAGGCUAUGCAGAACCAAGGCUGGCACCAUCGCAUAAUCCUGAGUGGGUGGUCUCAAUGCAAGAUACACAGCAUAUAUCGCACGCGCUCAUACCGAACUCGCACGAAUUCGAAUUUGUUGUCACUCUGAGUAAUGAAGUUGUGCGUUUCCACGCAAUGUCAUGGGAAGUUAUGCAGGAAUGGGUUGAGACUUUACGUUCAAAACUACGAGAGAUGAAAAUAAUUUCACCACGAGAAAAUCUCUAUACCAAACUGCCAGAGGUCCGAGCACCAUUAUUGCCCACCAGAGAUCCAACAUCACCACUACCUGCUACACCACCAGUUCCAGCAGCCAUUGUGCCAGGUGUUGAACGUGUUGUGCCAUCAAUAUCAUCAUCUUCAUCAGCUACAUCUUCUACGACGACGACAACGACGGCGCAAACACCUGCUGGAGUAGUGGCCACAACCUCAAUUUCGAAUGUAGCCCCAUCAACUUCAACUUCAUCAACAACAUCACAUCUGCAAGAUACUCCAAGAAACUCAAUUUCAAUAGCAGCAACAUGUUCCACACCGUCAAUUGUCAAUACUAGCAGCAGCAGCAACGUCUCGGUGGUAGUUCCGUCGUCGACGACGUCAGCAUGUCUCACCUCAAUGUCAAACACUCUAACUCAGAAUUUAUUAAAUAUGCUCUCGGAUCCCAUAAGCAAUUACAGUGAACAACUAAACACCGGAAACUACAGUGGUGCAACUAGUGCCGAUGAUGACGAAGAAGAAGACUUUUCCGAUUUGAGUGAAGAAUUUGUGAUGUGCCUAGCACGACCUAAACUUAUACCACACACUAAAAUUGCUCAUGCUGCUCUGUCACCGAGAAGCAGCCUAAAUGAAUCAUCAAACCGCAGCAGUUCGACAGAAUUGCAUAAUGCAAUUACAGAUACGCUCAGCGUUCGUCUCGAUAUCAGUUCCCCAGCAAACAAAGAAAAAGAUCGGAAAUCACUGUCACCAGGACGGCAAGUCGUAAGAGCUCAAACAUCGCGAUCUCUUUCGAUAUCGGAAACAACCCCAGAAAUCACAACUGUAAACAACAACAUAACCGAAUUUGAUGUCGAAAAGGACCUCGACGAUCAUCCCCCACCACAACCACAACCACCGCUAGAAAAAGCUUCUUCGGAGUCUUCCUCGACGAACAUAACAAUAAUUCAAGUAUCAAAUCCGUUGCCAUCUUCCAACAAAGGACCUGAAAUCUUCAAAUUUCCCGACCCACUCAACAAUCACGACGAGGAAUACAAAAGCAAUGUUCAAAUUAUUCCGUCCAAUCUUAGUACAAUUCCCGUUCAUGCUAAAUCAGCAAUUGCUAAUCAAUAUUCGUCCCCAGCCAGAGCUAAUGCUGUAAAGAAAAUAAUUCCUGCGCCAUCUUCACAUUUGGAAAAUCAUAAGAUCACAACUGUAAGAGUGACAGCGGCAAGCAGCACAUCAAAUACUUAUGGCUCAGUUUGUCCAAGCUCAUCCUCCUGCUCCUCCUCUUCGGCUCAAACUCCCAAAUUGUCAAAGAAAAUCAUUUUAACCACAAACACUUCUGGAGUAACGAACAUUGCUGUGAAUAAUGAUGUCCAACAAAAGACGGCGCACUACGAGAAGGUAUUUCUCACAUCAACUGUUCCCAUAUCAACGCCGAAGUCAGGUGAAAAUCUUAACGUUGCUUCGGUGUGUUCACCCAAGAUGUCACGAGUAAAGAAUACGGCUAGUCAAUCGAGUGUCCCCCAAUCUUCAACGUCAUCACCCUUACAUUCAGCUGGACUGAAGAAGAAAUCAUUAACUGCUGAAUUAAGUCGAAUGAGUAUCGCAACGCAGACUACGGGUACUUCUACUGCGACAGCAGGAGCGGUGAGCAGCAGUAAUGGUGCACAGCUGCCGUCAACUUCGACAGCGUCGCCAGUGCACGUUGCGCGAAAUCCGAAAUCCAGUCCGGCAAUGCAUAGGAAACGACUGCUGCAAGAUGGCCGAGAGAAUUGUCCACCUUCGGCGCUGGCAAAUCGACCCUUCCUUACACGAGGACUUACCGAAGCUGUGAUAACUGCACGACCUAGUCGUAAGGACAUGAAUAGACCUUCUCACCUCAAAGGCAAUCAACUUUCGAACAAUAAUGGCGAAGCACCCUCUGCGAUCGAGCGCACUCGCUCUGAGUCUCUGGAGCAACGCAGACGCAGUUCUUCGACUUCGGACGCCCCAUCGCCACGCACGCCACGAACAAAUAACAAUGAGCCACGGGCUUCCACACGCAUGCAGCAGCCACCGCAACCAUUUCGGUUGGCACACGAGAACGCCCUUAAUGCGCAAUCUUCAAAACGCAUGACCUUGCGGGAACAACAAGUGCUGCAAUUACGUCGUGAAAUCAUGCAUCCGGGUGGUGUGAGAUUACAACUGAGGCGGAAAGAUUGUAUCGCUUCCAUUGCAUGGGUCGAUGCAUUCGGAGCUGUUUGGGUCGCUGGUUGGAAACAAAAAGAGCAUCCGGUGCUAUACAACGCUCUUCAUAUAGGCGACCAACUUAUCUCUAUCGCCGGCAUUACAAUAAGCUCAGCAAGUGAAGCAAAUAAAGUGAUUCGUAAUACAAAUACUCUUUUUCUUGAAGUCUUAAUUCGGCGAGUGCCAUUUGGACGUGGAUAUGCAAUACGCAGGGAACGUGACGGCCAGUGUCUGGGCUUAAUUCGCGAUGGCAAUACCUCGACAAUUGUAGAUGUUGUGCCAAAUAGUUUGGCUGCCCGCCAUGGCCUUCCUCCCAAGACUCAAUCAUGUGAUGGCACAACUCUGACAUUUUGGGUGCUAACAGAAAUCAACGGCAGACCACUGAAUUUGUUCUUUAAAGAGAACGAAAUUCGUGACCGACUUAAUUGUAUUGGGCGUGAUAUUUCUAUUCUUGUUCAACCCUCAGAUCUAAUCACGAAACUUAAGAAGCAACUUAAAUCUUUACGUAGCCAUAAGGAUUACAUAGUGCAGUAAAAUCAACAAACACACAAAAUAAAUCAAAACAAACAAAAAUCACAUAAUGUUCUAACAUACAAACAACCAUGGCCAAAAUAAAAGGAACAAAACUUAAUUUUUGGUAACUAUAUAUUUUUUAGGACGUGUGUGAGGCAACUAAUCAAAAAUUUAACCACAAUAUUUGAAUGGUAAAUAUUUUGUUUAUGUUUCAUUUUUUGUUUUUUUUUUUUUUUUUUAUAAAAUUAGUAUUGGUUUUUGAGAUUAUCGGGCCCAUUAAAAAAUGGCCAUAACAAAAGGAACACUAAGUAAAAACCUUAAAGAACAGAUCACGUCAAUUUGAAUUUAAUUUUUGGAUGGAUUAUAGCUUUGAU
Molecule: messenger RNA, 3915 nt
Organism: Eupeodes corollae
Lineage: Eukaryota; Metazoa; Arthropoda; Insecta; Diptera; Syrphidae
Exons: 8
Coding region: 434-3562 (1042 amino acids)
Cellular component (GO): plasma membrane; cytoplasm
Source: RefSeq, a predicted model, not a curated record